Capsicum annuum is the source of this 3429-nucleotide messenger RNA. Its product is annotated as rab3 GTPase-activating protein catalytic subunit. Lineage: Eukaryota; Viridiplantae; Streptophyta; Magnoliopsida; Solanales; Solanaceae. Bases 255 to 3257 code for a protein of 1000 amino acids. The record is from RefSeq and is a predicted model, not a curated record. The transcript has 23 exons. Gene Ontology annotation, molecular function: GTPase activator activity. Gene Ontology annotation, biological process: positive regulation of GTPase activity.
GUUAGUUGCUAGCAAAUAAGAAGACGUCGUUAAGUAGAACAGUUGGUCAUACAGUAACGCCGUUAUAGCCAAACCGUUAUCUUCUCACCCUCUCCAGGUCUCUCUGCACAUGUACACAAAUACGAUCAAUGCCCAAAUAUCUCACCAAUUGCUUCAUAAAUUAUAGUAACAAGGAUCUUACGCAUUGUAAUUCGCGUUCGCGAUCACAAAUUUAACAAUUUUCUAGCUGUAAUUUUUGAUUUGGGCGAAAAUUAAUGGCGUCAACUAGCAAAAUGCCGAGCUCUGCAGAGGACGAGGAUCUACAAGAGGAGUUUGAACAUUUUGAUGAUUUUACGUUGGCCUCUUCGUGGGAAAGGUUCAUAUCCGAGAUAGAGGCAGUUUGCCGGCAGUGGUUGGCUGAUGGCACCAAGAAUUUGUUGAGGAAGGGCGCUAUCAGUUUGAAUAUCGCUGAGGGCCUGUAUAAGGUCAAAACUGACCUGAAGUAUGCAAUGAAAAGCUAUUGCAUGGAGUACUAUUUUGGAACACACAAUGAUGUUGGUCGAGGAAAAGUAAAUGAUUGGAGCUGUGAAUUGCAUAAUCUUCAACUGUCUUUUGGGGUGAAUGAAUUCCUGGUGAUUGCUCCUCAAAGUGCCAGUGGCGUGGUUCUUGAUGGACCGGAAGCCAGCAAACUUCUAAGUGCAGUUGCUAUUGCAUUGUCAAAUUGUUCCGGUUUGUGGCCGGCAUUUGUUCCAGUGCAUGAUCCUUCUCGUAAAGCAUACAUUGGCAUCCAGAACAUGGGAAUCCUCUUCACUAGACGAUUUGAAGCUGAUCGUAUAGGUAGCCAGGUGCCAGUGAGGCUCAUGCAUUUGGGGGGAUUGUAUGAGCUAUUUGUUUCUAAAUUUGACCAAGGAGGGACAGCUUGGUAUACGUUAAGGUUGGGGGGUUUGAGUAGCCAAAAGAGAAAAGCGGGAAAGGGUCACUAUCAGGCUCCUGUGAGGAAGUUUGGGGCCUUUUCAAAUAUGGAUCUAGCCACGCAUCUUUUCCAAGUCAAUCUCAAGAUGAAGCUGACCUAUCGUACACUUCCCUACGGUGAGGAUGAUGAUGUACGAGAACUGGAGGGAGGCCUUACAGAAUCGGGGGAGAGUCCCAAAAGCAACCAUCAGAAUAGAACACAGUGGGAUGAUAAUUGUCCUUGGAGUGAGUGGUACUCUGCUGAGGACCCAUUAAGAGGGUUUGAGCUGCUUACAAUAUGGCCAGAGAAAGCAAUUGAGAGUUCAUCUGAAAUGGAGGAGCUGGAAAAUGUGUCACCUCUUGAGGCUGAGAAGUGGUUAAUAUCUCCAUGUUUAUCUGAGAUGCUAAGUGAUGGUUCUGGCGGAAAGAGAAUUGGAUUCGCAUCACAGUUGCUGCUCCUAAUUGACGCUCUGCAUAUGUCACUGGACGCUAAAUUUGUGGAAGAUUUUGUUUCAGUAGAGCACUCAGGACCUGAGAAUUUGAAGUCUACUGCAGUCAUACCUCCCCCAACUGUCCUUGAUCGAGUUCUUAAAGACCUCUUUCAUGAAGUUGAAGUCCUGCAACUUGAUUUUGCUGAAGGAUAUCAUGAAAAUUCUCGUAACAUUAAAGGCGCUCCUCUUGAAUCGCUUUUUGGGCAGUUCUGUCUGCAUGCUCUCUGGUUUGGUGACUGCAGUAUAAGGGCUAUUGCGGCAUUCUGGAUAGAGUUUGUACGAGAAGUUCGCUGGUGUUGGGAGGAGUCACAGCCAUUACCUAGAAUGCCAGUCACUGGUGUAAUCGACCUAUCAACCUGUUUAAUUAACCAGAAAUUACACAUGCUUUCAAUUUGCAUUGAUAAAAAGUGUCAGUUGAAUCAAGAGGGUCCACAUGCAGGUGAAAACAAUUUUUCCCUUUCCGCUCAUGUUAAGGCAGACACUCAUAUCCAGAGUGAUAUAUCUUCUCAAGAAGAAGAUUUUUUUGAUAGCUCCUCUCAAGAUGGAGAUACUCAGGCUUCUUUUGUGGAAUGUGACAGUCUGUCAACACCAGAUCGUCCAAAAGAUCCUGCAAGUCAUAUUUCUAGGUUUAUACAUUCUGAUGCUGUGAAAUUAAGUGAUCCAAAGGAUUCAACAUGUAUUAGGAGGGGAUCGUCUGGUGUUGUGGGGUCUAUGAUGCUUCUGAAAUCUUGCCAGAACAUGCAUGCCCCAUUUACACAGGAUCCACCACUUAUGACUGAAGACAUGCAUGAAGAACGUCUACAAGCCAUUGAGGCCCUUGGUGAAUCAUUUAAAUUUUCCGCCCAAUUAGAGAAAGACAUUUUGUCAUCAGAUAUGUCUGCUUUUAGAGCAGCAAAUCCAGAUGCUGUGUUUGAAGAUUUCAUCCGGUGGCAUUCACCUAGAGACUGGGAGACUGAUGAUAGUAUGGAGAAGGUAGUAUCUCACACCAAUGCAAUGGUAGAGUCAACAAAUGAUUGGCCACCUCGUGGAAAACUUUCAGAAAGAAUGUCUGAGCGUGCGAAUUCAUGGAGAAAGAUUUGGAAUGAGGCACCUCCAUUGCCAGCUUCUGAACAGAAGCCCCUUCUGGAUCCAAAUCAAGAAGGAGAAAAGGCUCUUCAUUAUUUGGAAACACUGCGUCCGUAUGAAUUGUUGGGACAAAUGGUUUCUACUGCUUUUAAAGCAGCGGCCGACACAUUAAACAGAACAUCAUUUGGCGGUCUAAAGCAGCUGGCCACCAGAAUUGGACAACUUUACCUCACUAUGGCAGCCACUCUCAGAUGCUUGCGAAAAAAUAGUCUUUCUGUCAGCACUGAAGAUAUUGAAGACCUGAAGCGUCUCUGUACAAUUUUUGCACAUGUUGAGAAUUUGAUAACAUUCGCUGCAUCUCUUCAUCAAAAGUUCUUGCAAGCACCACGUCUAUCAGAAUCCAUUUUUAAUGACUACUACAACUUCUAUCUACCAAAAAUGGGAACAACAUCAAUUGGUGGUGAUGAGAAAAAGGAUUUUGAUAAGAAACAAGAAGUUAAACGACAAGAGAGAGAGGUAGUUGCAAGCAUGUUCACUCCGCCUACUGUGAAUCAAUCAUGGAGGAAAGUCUUAAGCAUGGGAAAUCUUCUCAAUGGCCAUGAACCAACACUGAGAGAGAUCAUAUUUUCCAAACGUGAUCACCUCAGUGAAAAUUACUAUGCUAGUCAUGCUCCAAGGGGUUACCAACAAGAACUAGAAACAUACAGAAUGUACAUAAGCGGAACCUCAAAUGAUCUGAGUGUGGCACUGGCAGUUGCCUCUUGUGACUAGUUUCAUCAGUAAAGGAACCAGGUAUAUUAUUGUCGUUUCUCUUGUUAGUAUAUCCAGCCAUUCUUCUCAUUCGUGUUCCAUUGGUACAUGCUAUUAAAUUUUCUAAUUUGUUUGAAAAGGCUCUUGGUUGUCACAUCUUUUCUGCCUUUCCUCGAAAUACAGAUUUUUUUUC